AUGACAUCUCAAGCCAGGAGAGCUACUGAGCCGCUCAAAGCAGCCACUGUGGAGGCAAAGGUGGACCAGGAUGGAGAUGCGCCCAGGGGCCUUGACAGGCAAGGCAGCAUAAGGGACAGGGCGCACAAACGAGCCCCGCUUGACAAGGGCCACUUGUUCCGAGCGAAGUAUGUGCCAUUCAAGAGCGUGCUGGAGGGGGAUCCCUGGAACUCGGAGGAGUCCUACUCGUUGGACGAGGUGGUCUACCGGGCCAAGGAUGGCGGCCUCCUGGACGUGGUGCACGACAUGGAUGCACUGAAGCAGUAUGGGCCGGAGUACUGGCGCGCCCUGUUUGACAGCAGGGUGGGCCGCACAACCUGGCCCUUCGGCUCGGGUGUGUGGUCUAAGAAGGAGUGGGUGCUGCCGCAAAUCGAGGACGACUACAUCAAGAGCAUGUUUGAGGGCAACAGCAACCUGUUCUGGGCGGAGGGCUUCGGGCGCCAGCUGGGCAUGUCGGACAUGUGGGUGAAGAACUGCGGCAUCAGCCACACGGGCUCCUUCAAGGACCUGGGCAUGACCGUGCUCGUCUCCCAGGUCAACCGCCUGCGCUCCAUCAAGCCCGACGCCGUCCAGGCCGUCGGCUGCGCCUCCACAGGUGACACGUCAGCUGCGCUGUCGGCGUACUGCGCGCACGCUGGCAUCCCCUCCAUCGUGUUCCUGCCGGCCGACAAGAUCAGCCUGGCGCAGCUGGUGCAGCCCAUCGCCAACGGCGCCCUCGUGCUCUCCAUCGACACCGACUUUGACGGCUGCAUGAAGCUCGUCAAGGAAGUGACGUCGGUGUCGCCCAUCUACCUGGCAAACAGCAUGAACAGCUUGCGGCUAGAGGGGCAGAAGACGGCCGCCAUUGAGAUCUGCCAGCAGUUUGACUGGGAGGUGCCCGACUGGGUGAUCAUCCCUGGAGGCAACCUGGGCAACAUCUACGCUUUCUACAAAGGCUUCAAGAUGUGCUAUGACCUCGGCCUCACAGACCGCAUGCCCCGCCUCGUCUGCGCGCAGGCCCAGAACGCCAACCCGCUGUACCUGGCGUACAAGAAGGGCUGGGAGCACUUUGAGCCGGUGAAGGCCAAGACGACGUUUGCGAGCGCGAUCCAGAUCGGCGACCCGGUGUCGAUCGACCGCGCGGUGCUGGCGCUGACGGCCACGGAUGGCAUCGUGGAGGAAGCCUCCGAGGAGGAGCUCAUGGACGCCUCCGCGCGCGGCGACCUCACCGGCAUGUUCAACUGCCCGCACACGGGAGUGGCGCUGGCGGCGCUGAUCAAGCUGCGCGAGCGCGGAGUCAUCGCGGCCUCCGACCGCACCGUCGUUGUGUCGACGGCCUCUGGGCUCAAGUUCGCCAACUCCAAGGUGGCCUACCACUCGCGCGAGAUCGAGGGCAUGAAGUGCCAGUACGCCAACCAGCCCACCCCCGUCAAAAACGACCUUGGCUCUGUCAUGGACGCCAUUCAUGCCAAGUUCAGCGCCAUGAAGUGAGCGCGGCAUCAACUCCAUAGUGCGCAUGAUUUGAGCUAUGCACGCUGCACAGCGAGGGCCGUGUUGGGGCACAUGCUAUCCGCGCCAAGUUCAGUCCAUGAAGUGAGCAUGCUCGGAGCUCGGCGCCGGGGCAUGUGCCGAGCGCAUGAGCCUAGGCAGAGCUCUCAUGGCUGCAGUGGCGGAUGCGUGAAGGUACAAGGAUAUGUGCUGUCUGUGUCUUCUUUCCUGGCACGAUGUCAUAUGCCCGGUGCUUUGGCUGGAUAUCAAUGAAUGCACCUUUCCAUGCGCAAUGAAGUGUUCACUACUAGUGAGGCUGCUCUGGCGCAAAACUCAUCCUGGAACUGAUAGAACGUUGCCGGCUUGCUUUUGUACUGCAUGUUGGUUUUUAGCAGCAGUACAGUGAAUACCUCCAGGUACAACAUCAGGAUACAAAAUGACGGUGCUUAUACAUGCGGAAGUUGGCCAUCUCUCAAUUUACUGAGGAGACUGAAACCUUAUUUUGUUCCUUGUGAGGAGAACUUAACAGAUAAUUAAAGAC
Messenger RNA from Coccomyxa subellipsoidea C-169, 2047 nucleotides. Its product is annotated as threonine synthase. Gene Ontology annotation, molecular function: threonine synthase activity. The coding region runs from base 1 to 1509 and encodes 502 amino acids. Gene Ontology annotation, biological process: L-cysteine biosynthetic process. The record is from RefSeq and is a predicted model, not a curated record. Gene Ontology annotation, cellular component: cytoplasm. The transcript has 9 exons. Lineage: Eukaryota; Viridiplantae; Chlorophyta; Trebouxiophyceae; Coccomyxaceae.